AUGGCCUCCCCCGAGCCCGCACGCGUACCCAUCCCCAAGAAUGGCGUCGACUACCGCGGCAAAAUAGUGCUUGCGCCAAUGGUGCGCUCCGGCGAACUGCCCUCACGACUGCUGGCACUCAAGUACGGCGCAGACCUGGUAUGGGGUCCCGAGACAAUUGAUCGCGCCAUCAUCGGUACCACAAGGCGCUUCAACCCGCACACGUCGACGCUCGAGUUUACACGCCUGCCUACCUCCAAGAUAAAGAACCCAACCCUCGACCCUGACCUCCGCGAGAGUGUCAUAUACCGCAUACACCCCGAGUUAGAGAAGGGAAAGCUCAUCUACCAAAUCGGUACGGCAAACCCCGAGCUCGCAGUCCAAGCAGCCAAGAUUGUCGCAGCAGAUGUCGCUGGCAUCGAUGUCAAUUCAGGCUGCCCCAAGCCAUUUUCCACCUCUGGUGGAAUGGGCGCAGCACUUCUGAGAACACCAGAUCUGCUCUGUGACAUCCUUACAAGACUCGUCGAAGAGGUGGGCAAGCCAUUCGAGAUUGGCAUCAGCGUCAAGAUUCGCAUCCUCGACCAGCCCGAAGACACUGCCGCCCUGGUAAAGCGCCUCGUCCGCACCGGCAUCACCGGUCUCACUGUCCACUGCCGCACCACGCCCAUGCGCCCCCGCGAGCGCGCAAUCCGCGACCAACUCAAAAUGAUUGGGGAAAUCUGCCGAGAAGCCGGCGUUGCCUGCGUCAUGAACGGCGACGUAACCUCGCGCACCGAAGCCCUCAAACUCAUGCAAGAAUUCUCCGUCGACGGCGCCAUGAUCGCUACCGAAGCCGAGAAAAACCCUUCCUGCUUCCGGCCCGAAGCCCUAGGCGGCCCCCACGAAUGGCGCUCUCAGUGGAAAACCGUAGUCACAGAGUACAUGCGGUUUGCCCUCCAAGUCGCCAACAGAUGGGGCAACACCAAGUACCUCCUUGGCCAAAUGAUUCCGGGCAAAGAAAAGGCGUACGCUGCGAUGAAUAAGUCGAAGUGCUAUACCGAUGUUGUUAAAGCACUGGGGUUGGAGAAAGUAGAGGGUUUGUUGGAGCAGGCGCAGAAGGUGGAUGAGCAUCUGGGUAUUCCGAUUCAAGAGUCUAGAGCGUCGAAAAGGGCGAGGGUCAAGGAGGCGAGGGGGCCCGAGGAGGAGGUUAAGGAAAAGGGAGAGAAGAGAAAGGAGAGGGAGGCGGAGGGGGAGGAAUUGGAGGCUAAGAGGAUUAAAGUGCCGGAAACGACGACUGAGGUAGAGCCAGAGGCGGAGGCGGGGAUUGCGCAGGUGAAUGGGGGGUUGGCACCGGCGGCUUUGAGUGUUUAG
Molecule: messenger RNA, 1329 nt
Organism: Bipolaris oryzae ATCC 44560
Lineage: Eukaryota; Fungi; Ascomycota; Dothideomycetes; Pleosporales; Pleosporaceae
Exons: 1
Coding region: 1-1329 (442 amino acids)
Biological process (GO): tRNA dihydrouridine synthesis
Cellular component (GO): cytoplasm
Molecular function (GO): tRNA dihydrouridine synthase activity; flavin adenine dinucleotide binding
Source: RefSeq, a predicted model, not a curated record